CUUAGUACCUCAUCAAGUGCAUCAUCUGCCUUCUCACUUGCAGCCUGCAUCCGCCCGAUUACUCUUUUAUCUCUUUUAUUGCUCAAGAAGAAUGGCGGAGCACUCAGGGUUCUGGUUUGGGGCGGAUGUGGAGAUCCUGUUCAGCGGAUGGCCUUUAGGUCACGGCCACUUCCACUUCUACUUGGCUCUACUUCUUGUGUUCAUGCUAUCCAUGGUAGCCCAGAUGUAUGCAAUGACUCCCAUGAGCACCCCGAAGAUUGUUCCUAAGAGCCUCAUCAAUCACGCCGCCCUACAUGGCCUCCGUACUUUGAUCGCCUACUUAGUUCUCCUCUGUGUCAUUACCUUCAAUGUCGGAGUCAUAAUCACAGUACUCCUUGGACAUGUCGCCGGCUACUUAGCUCUCACAUUAUACAUCAAGUAUUACUACCCUGUCCCAGUGGCGACUCCCCCUGCUGAUGAUGCCAAAGCCUGAUGCCCCGCCUAACCAAGUUUCUUCUCGAUGGCUACUAUAACUAUUUACCUACUUAUCUAUAGAUGGGGAGGAGACUUGAGAGAAUAGGUUUGUAUUCCUCCAUACAGGCUAAGCUUUAGUAUUGCAUUCACUUAUUGUUACUUUUGUACUCAUGCUUUACAAGUGUGUUAGUUAAUAAAAGUGUAAUUUGUUCUC
Vitis vinifera (wine grape) is the source of this 667-nucleotide messenger RNA. Its product is annotated as copper transporter 3. The record is from RefSeq and is a predicted model, not a curated record. The coding region runs from base 92 to 472 and encodes 126 amino acids. The transcript has a single exon. Gene Ontology annotation, biological process: copper ion transmembrane transport; intracellular copper ion homeostasis. NCBI's taxonomy places the organism in Eukaryota, Viridiplantae, Streptophyta, Magnoliopsida, Vitales, Vitaceae. Gene Ontology annotation, cellular component: plasma membrane. Gene Ontology annotation, molecular function: copper ion transmembrane transporter activity.